UAAUAUAGUUGUGCUUAAAAUUGUUUCCUCCAGCUAAAAUCAAAUAAAAGGUUAACCGGUUUAGCAACAGUCAUGGCUAUUCUAUCUGUAUUUUCGAAAACUAAAUUAAAUAAUUAUCCAAUUACUAACAGCACCACAAAAAAGUUCUUGAGAAAAUUGAUAACUUUAGCCUUUUAGCACACUGCUCCACGCAGAACAUGUUAAUCCCGCUAAAUAUUUUGUUUACUGUAUUCCUCAAAACUUAAACGUUUUAAAACGUUUUCAAAUUCAUAAUGGAUUUAGAAAAUAAUAACAAUACAGUGUUGCCUGAAUGCAAAAAGGAACACGUUGAUAAUAAACGUUCAGCAUCCGUCGAAGAGAACAACGCUGCAUAUAUCAAAAGAUUGAAAGUAGGCUACAAUGAUACAAAAGUGGAGGACGCACAUGUGACUGAGGAUAACAAAAAAGCACCGACACAGAGCCCGAAAAAGCGUAUACAACUGAAUAAUAGCAAGCCUAAGGUCAAUAAAAAUGAAGCAUUUACAUACGGCAACUAUAGGCAUUAUUAUGGCAAGCGUAUUCUGGACACGGACUUCCAUGACAUACGCCUGGAUAUGCUUGCCAUGCAGCCGGAGUUAUUUCGUGGCAAACAGUUGCUCGACAUUGGCUGCAAUUCCGGUCACUUCUCUCUGGAAAUAGCUAAAAAGUUUGAGGCAAAGAGUCUGGUUGGCCUGGACAUCGAUCGCACACUAACAAACGAGGCCCAAUUGGCUGUCAAUCUGCUUAAACGUUGCAGUAAUAUUUCUGCAACAACGGCUGCUGGAAAAUUUCCAUACAAUGUGAAAUUUGUACAUGGCAACUACGUGCUAGCGGACGAUGUGCUGCUUGAAAUCGAGCGACCACAAUUCGAUGUUAUACUCUGCCUCUCAGUCACUAAGUGGAUACACCUCAAUUUUUGUGAUGCGGGCUUGAAGCAAGCCUUUCGACGGAUGUACCUGCAGCUGCAUCCAGGUGGCAAGCUGAUACUAGAACCCCAGUCAUUCGAUAGCUAUAAACGACGGAAAAAACUGACUGAGAACAUAAGGAAGAACUACAAUGCCAUUCAAUUCAAGCCAGAUCAGUUUAGCGACUAUCUACUCAGCCAAGAUGUUGGCUUUGCCGACAUGCAGCUGAUGGGCGUACCAGCUCACUGCCAAGCGGGCUUCAAGCGUCCCAUACUGAUAUUUAGCAAAGUCUAAUCUAGUCUUUAGUAUUUAAGGAAGAUGUUAAAACACUAUAAUAUUGAAUAUUC
This is a messenger RNA of Drosophila hydei, 1270 nucleotides long. Its product is annotated as probable RNA methyltransferase CG1239. The record is from RefSeq and is a predicted model, not a curated record. Bases 273 to 1217 code for a protein of 314 amino acids. Gene Ontology annotation, biological process: snRNA modification. The transcript is spliced from 2 exons. Gene Ontology annotation, molecular function: RNA methyltransferase activity; O-methyltransferase activity; snRNA binding. NCBI's taxonomy places the organism in Eukaryota, Metazoa, Arthropoda, Insecta, Diptera, Drosophilidae.